AUGUUGAAGCUCAUCUUGCCUACAAUCUCUAUUUUGAUAGUGUGGAGUAGCUACAAGAUCUGGCCAGCGUUAUACAGCAUUAUCGAUGCUGAUGACUCUGAACAGGUUAUAAAGAAACUUCAAAGUACACAGUAUGACUUUAUUAUAGUUGGCGGUGGGACAUCAGGUUCAAUUAUCGUUAGAAAGCUUUGGGAUGGCUUUCAAAGACAUCAGUGUAAAUCAUUUCAUCAAGCGGCAAGUUCAGCUCCGCUGGCUACAGUGUGUAUACGUCAAACACUGUUCAGUAACAAUGACAGUCAGAUGUGUCAGCCAUUGUGUUUCACCCAUCAACCGAGAAUUCUGCUUCUGGAGUCUGGACCAAGAAUGAGUUGGUUGACAAAGAAAAUGAGCGAUACACCUCUGUUCACCCCAUUGCUUUAUGGACGAGGAAUAGAUACCACUUAUCAGACAACAUCACAAAAGUCUGCAGCUUUACAACUGAAAAAUAAUGUGAUUUUCUUACCUCAUGGAAGUGUUUUGGGUGGAACAGCACUACUUAAUGCAAUGAUAUUUACCUGUGGUCAUCCAGAUGACGAAGUGGUUAGGGAAUUUCUGAAAAAUGAUCCGGAAUUUUUUUCAACACUGUUCGACGGUAAAAAUGAAGGAUGUCAAUUGAAACCUGAAGUAAUUAAUCACCAGCCAUACAACCGACUGAUUCAUGAAUAUUUUGAGAAGGCCUUCAGUUUGAGAGGAUCACAGGUGGAUUCUUUUGGUUCAGCGUGUCAGUCUCACGAAGGACUUCAUAUUCCAAUUGUUUUCGUUCGUAAUGCUCAACGUAUCAGCUCGUUCAGUGAAUGCCUACUACCGCUGAUGAAUGAAAACCCCAAAGACUUAACAGUUAUCACAGGCAUACAAGUUGAAAAAUUACUGUUCAAUCGACGUGACUACGGGAAUUUAUCAGCCUACGGAGUUUUAGCGAAAUACAAAGGUCAUUCUUUUACAAUCAAAUUAAAGAACAGCCUCGUGGGGAGGCAAACGAGGUGGAAUCCUGAAAUCAUACUUAGUGCUGGUGCCAUAAAAACUCCAGAAAUUCUAUUAAGUUCUGGUGUAGGUCCAGUUGAAGACUACAGUAAUAAUAAGAAGCCUAAUCUUCUCAAUUUACCCGUUGGGAAAAAUCUUCAUGAUCAUCCAAUGAUUGGUCUGAUAUGCUCUGUUGUAAAUGGGAAAACAUUGACAAUGAACAGCUUUAGUGUAGCAGAAAUAUUUAAAUACUUUUGGCGAGGAGAAGGUAUCCUUUCACAAGCAUCAGCAGUGACUUCUAUUGGAUAUCAUCGAACUAGUUAUCAGAAGGUGGUGAACGACUCUCGUCCGGAUAUACAAUACACAAUUAUUUCCGCUUCGCCAUUCGAGAAAGACACCUUCAAAAUUGUCAGUGAAACAUUAACAAUAACCUUUACCUGUUAUAACAGCUGCUGGGCAAUUUUCAGCCAUCUGCUUGGGAUAAAUUCAGUAAAGAUGAAAAUGGGGAGAAUUUCGAAAGUCCUAUCAUCUUAUUGGUCGGCCUAAUCAAUCCUCGUUCAAGAGGUGAACUAAAGAUACAGAAUAGUGCUAACAAAAACAAUAAUAAGGGUAACAACUGUGAAAAUGGACAACUGGACAUUAAUCCAGCCUACCUUAGUGAACAGAGUGAUCUUGAUCGGUUAGUCGAGGGCAUAAUUUGGAUACACCAAACACUUUACUACAUCAACGAGGCGAAUCAACUCACCCAGUCCACAGUGACUACCAAUGAGAAACCAAUCAGCAUAAAGCUACAUUUGCCAAGGUAUUCGGGUUGUCCACAAAUUCCAAACGUCAAUAGCUCAAAAGACUUUGAGUCAAUUAAAUUUUCUAAAAAACUGAAAGCAGCUGUUACCUGUCUAGCCAAAUCAAUAACUCUUUCAAACUACCACUUAGUAGGAACAUGCAGUAUGAAAUUACCGAAUGCAAAGUUUUCACCGGUUGUUGAAGACAACUUCAAAUUAAUCGGAGUGAAUAAUGUUCGUAUCGGCGAUGCAUCGGUUAUUUCAAAAAUACCCAGCAGUAAUCCUGCUUCACUUAUUAUGGCUAUCGGUAAUCAAUUAGCUAAAUAUGUGAUAAAUGAAGGCUGGCAAUAGUCGCCUUUUGAGGCGGGCUGAACGCGAAAAGUGUCUUUAAAUGUGCAAUAUAUUGAAAUCCUCAACCAAACUUGUGAAUGACUAUGCUGAGGUGGGACCAAUAAGAAAACAAAAAAGACAUUAAUUGAAAGGUACUCACGCUGAUUGUCUCUCUUAUUUUCAGUUUAUUCAAACAAUCCUUGAAAAAAAAAUGAAUAAUCAAAAUUAUUUCGUCCAAUAUUCAAUGACGCGGGUUUACUGACUAGUUCUCUAUCAGCUUUCAUUCACGCACACACACACACACAUAUG
This is a messenger RNA of Trichobilharzia regenti, 2420 nucleotides long. NCBI's taxonomy places the organism in Eukaryota, Metazoa, Platyhelminthes, Trematoda, Strigeidida, Schistosomatidae. The record is from the annotation of a GenBank genome assembly.